CGACUACGCCCAGCUUCCAUGCCCGCUUCGGUACUAGCUAUAUCCGGUGUCAGUCCUACACUGUGGUUAACCUAAUUGCUGACAUGAAGAGGCCGGAAAGGGCAAGCGGUCGGACAUGUACCAACAAAACCCUGCUCUACCUAUUUAUUGGACUGUGCAUUGCUAUGUUAUGUAGUGCAUUCCUGUAUUGGCACUACGUUAACGAAGUCCUCAGUCUGACUGUAGUACUUGCAGAUACUGUGAAAAACAUCUACACGGAUGGAACUAGUCUUUUGUUGGACACACUGAGAUUGAAUAAAACCGAAAGCAAUCAUGGGCCGACAACCAGGCGUCCUGGAUCUGGUAAUGUAACUACCUUGGGCAAAGUGCCUACAACUAAGAAACGAACUGAAGCGCCACCUAGGCCUCCGACAGAUCGUCCGGACAACUGUGAAGUAUGUUUCAAACACGACUUCAAUUACGUGUUAGACAACGACCAAAUAUGUGCCCGUAACGACAAAUCCCCCGAAAUAGAUGUCGUCAUUCUGAUAUUUACAGUUCACCAGAACAGACUACAGAGGGACACCAUACGUAACACAUGGCUAACGUAUGCUAAAAAUAACUCACUAGAUUCUAAUAUCCGGUACGCCUUUUUACUUGGAGCUACUUCUGAUUCAAACAUGAAUAAAAAAGUAAAAGAGGAAUUUGAUGUAUUUAAGGACAUUCUCAAGGAAGACUUCAAGGAUGCUUACAGCAAUCUGACAUACAAAACAAUGAUGGCAUACAAAUGGGCCAGCACCAAAUGUAAGGACGCGAAAUUUGUGAUGAAAACUGAUGAUGAUAUGUACGUCAACAUUCCAAAUAUUCUAAAAACAUUAAACACUAACAAAGACAAGCUACAGACACACGUGGGAGGCGCGUGUCACCAGGUGGCGCAACCAAUACGCGAUCAUCGUUCUAAAUGGUAUGCAUCUAAAAGAAGCUUUCCGGGGUCUCAUUAUCCGGGAUUUUGUUCCGGAACUGGGUACGUUACAAGUAUGAACGUGGCCACAAAAGUGUUUGAAGUGUCCAAACAUGUGCCAUUUUUCCAUCUUGAGGAUGUGUAUGUUGCUAUUUGCAUUAAAAAACUUGGAUACAAAUUACUGAGUAUCCCAAAUUUUAAUGCUGGUAGAUUUGCAGCUGACCCAUGUAUCUACCAGGGAAAUUCUAUGAUGACUUCACAUCAGGUUCCUCCUGAUAUGAUGAAGAAAAUGUGGUUUGGAAAGUGUAAGAAGAAUGCAUAAUAUUGCUGACAUAAUGUAACAUAAAUGUUGGUGAGAUGCGAGCCAGGAGACAAUUGUAAAAGAGAAUACGUAUGAUGGCGUCAUUUCUAGGGCUUUACGGCAUUUUGUGUAGAAAGGCGGUUUAGAGAGAAUGUAUUAUUAUAAGAGUGUAUUCGGUUUAGAGAGUAUAAUGGUUUAAAAAGUAAGGGCGAUUUAGAGAGUAUGGACGGUUUAUUCUACAGUUCUUAUUAACAUAAUUGUAACUAGGUACCAAUAAGGACUUUAUUCCGCAAUACUUUACUGUGACUCAUGAAAUACAUUAUGUUAUAUUGACAUAGAGGUAAAACUAAUAUUUACAAGUCAAAUUACAGUGCUGUCACAAAUGUUACAAGUCAAAGGAAUUUUAAAUCAUUUUAAGAUGACAUAGAAACAACAACUUAUGACCUGUGCUUCUUGUGUUAUGCUAUUAUGGGAUGUUUUUCUUAGGACAAAUAGUUUGAUUGUCCAAAUAAUUUAAAAUAAAAAAAUAGAUGCUACUGCAUCAACAGAGAAGACUAUACUCAAUACUUAUAGACACAAGACUAUCUCGAUUGCACUUAGUUUUAAAAUACUAUUAGGAAAUAGUUAUAAUGGUUUUCUAGUGUUAUCCUUAAAAACAUCGAUUGAGUGUUUCUAUCUUAAUUGAUUUUAAGAGGCAACCAGACUAGAGAAGCGUAAUGCUAUUCCUUCUGACGUUAUCAACUCAAGGAAGUAUUAAUAUGAAUGAUAGUUUUAAAAAGCUUCUGGGCAAUAAUUUAGCGAGUGCUGUCAUUACAUUUUUGACUUUCUUUUCAAGCAUGUCAGCUGAUUGUUUUAUGUCAAUAUCCUGGUUAUAGUCAAGAGUAUAAUAUGUGUAUAGUACUAUGCUAAAUGACAGCUUCAACUAGACAGCAUAACAAUUGUAAUUAGACUUUUUUCAAAAAUGGUAUUGAGUAGUCCUUUUUUGUGUACAUUUCAAAUGUCCGAAAUAGUAUGAUACAAAAACAAAAUAUCAUAUGUUGUGCAUGUUUCGGAAUGUAAAACUGUAGUUGUAUAGUAAAUACUUCGUUUUAAAAAUACACGAAGCAUAUUAACAGGUUUCAUCAAGAUGAUAAUUACAACUAUAUACUUUUUUGGUUCAAGGUAGGAUAUUUUUUUUAAUGGGAUCAUUUUUCAACAAGUUUUUCAAUUUCGAUGGGAUAUUUUUUUGCAUAUAAGAUAUUUUUUCAGUGGGAUCAUUUUUCAACUAGGUUUUUCAAUUACAACUGGGAUAUUUUUACAUAUAGGAUAUUUUUUCAAUGGGUUCUCUUUUCAACUAGGUUUUUCAUAUUCAACUGGAAUGUUUUUGAAGCAGGAUCUUUUUACAAUGGGAUAUCUUUUAACGAUUUUUUUUUAUUUUCAUCUGGGAUAUUUUUGCAUAUAGGAAAUUCUUAAUUGGAUAUUUUUGCAUAUAGGAAAUUCUUCAUUGGAUCUUUUUUUCAACUAGGAUUUUCAUUUUCAUCUGGAACAUUUUUAAACCAGAGUAUUUUAAACUAGCAUAUUUUUACUACGAGGGAAACUUUUCAACUUAGAUAUCGUUUUAACAAGGCUUCUUUUCAACUUGACUUUUGUUUAGAUAGUAUAUUUUUUCGACUAAUAUAUAUUUCAGUAAUAAAACACGUGUCCAUUUUGUCUUAGAUCUUGAGUGACCGACACACAUUUCAUGAUUUGACAAAAAAGAAACAUCACAACGGUUGUCGCACAAUGUACAGAAAACACAGUAAGGUCUGAUUAGCUUGUUGACAACUUCACGUUUUCAUUUUAUUAUUUUCAUCAUGUAAAAAAUAAAGAAAACAAGCAUAUUUUAUUUUUAAAAAUUUGUGACCGGUAGCUUUUUUAUCUUUAUAUUGAUAUUUUAAUUAAGUCAUCACAAUGCAUCAAAACAGCAGUAAAAUAUUCAUUAUAUUUCAUUGAAAUAAUAACUUUAUGAUUUUUGUAAAAACAACCCACCAAUUAUUCAUUUGAAUAUCGAUCAAAAUAUGUAUACAAAAACAUAUAAUCAUGUUCCACUUAUAAAGUGUGUGCCUUCUUCCAAUGGUGGAUCAUUGAUGUAACACUACAUACGUAUACGUGUGUCUAUAUUUUAAACAUUAUUGGAUAUUUAAUAUAAGGCUGGAACGAGUAGCCUCCCUUGUGUCUUACUGUAACAACGCUGUUCCUGUGAUAGAUAAGUUGGAAGUAGUCAUCUAUAAUUUGCUUUUACAUAAUCAUGUUUUUGUUGUUGAUUGAAAUCAUGAAAUAAGUUAAAAGCUUCUUCACUGUUAAAUAGUUGCUAUAAAUAGGUCUCCCGUGUAGGAUGACCACACACAAUUGGAAAAUGGAAAACAUAUUGCAUAGUGGAACUUGGAGAAUUAUUAAGGCAUGGAUCUUCAUUAUGUUUAUGUUAAGUAUCAUUGACAUAUCCUAAAUGGACGUAGUGGCCUUAUGGUUCAUUGAUGUCUUUUUCUUUUUGUAUUUCGUCUCUUUGCAUUGACAAACUAAACUGAUACACAGGUGUUUUCUUAUAUAGUUUUUCUAAUACGAUGAUUGUGUAUUCGUUGAUUUAGGAAGACAUAGCUCAAGAAAUACAACCAGGGAAUAUGGUACCUAUUACAUACAAUAACGAGAUAGAUUAGUAUAGGCAGUCCUAAUCACAAUUUUCUCUGGACUGCAAUCUGUAAUAAUUAUUUCAGUUAUUUUUUUUUAUAUAUAUAUCAUAUACAAAUAUUAUGUCACCGACAACGUCUAUUUGUGUUUGAUUUUCUCGUUUUAUUAGUUUUACCUGUAUUUUAUCCCAAUCAUACCAAAGCUUAACAGAUUUAUCAUCAGGAAUUCGAAGUUAGGAUACACCUUAAAAUGUGUAAGUCGAUGCAGAAGGCUGAACUAAUUAUUUACAACACAAUUGCAGCAUUUCGUCCAUUUGGGUUUCAUCAAUGAUUCUGAAUGGCAAUACAUUGUAUAUAUAAAUGUGUUUAUUUAAUUAAUGAAAAAAUCUAUUUUUUAAUAGAACAAACAGUGUACUAUAUGUGUUUACGAAUCCUGCUUUACAUUGACGCCAUUAUUUGAUGUUAUUUUAUGUAAUGUCGUCAAGUUCAUGGUAAGUGUUCAACUGUUUUUUCAUCUCAAUGCGUUUCUAUUUUUGUAUUGUAUUUUCAAGAAUGUUUUGGCAAAAAAAAUAUAUAUAUAAAAAAAAGAAUUAGAUGCAUUUUGAUUUGUUAUUGGAUUGAAUGGUAUAAUUCAAAAUGUCCUGCUGCUAAUAUAUACAGCGCCUCAUGUCUAUAUGUGUAUGUCAGUACUGACAUCCUUCAUGACAGUAAAAGACACCGUUCAAUCCAUACAUGCCGUUAAGUUAAGUGUUUUUGUGUUUACUUGGUGAAAAUAAAUUGAAUAUUUGUGCAAUCGAUUUUAACCUAGUCGUAGUGCUAUUUAAAACGUAUUUUCAAGCGUAUACUUGACUAAUAAAACAACAUAUUUAAUGUUGGAAAAUGAUGAGAAUGAGAGUGAAAAGAGACUGGAAUGCAAAAUUAUUGCCUUUAAACCCUUUUUGAAACAGUUACAAUAUUGCUGUGCAUUUAUCAAAGUAAUUUGAAUUUAAAAGUUAGCAAAUUUUUGAUAACGAAUAAAUAAGGAGAUAGAGGAAGUCUUGUUUUA
This is a messenger RNA of Mizuhopecten yessoensis (Yesso scallop), 4928 nucleotides long. RefSeq names its product beta-1,3-galactosyltransferase 1-like. NCBI's taxonomy places the organism in Eukaryota, Metazoa, Mollusca, Bivalvia, Pectinida, Pectinidae. Gene Ontology annotation, molecular function: hexosyltransferase activity. The coding region runs from base 84 to 1262 and encodes 392 amino acids. Gene Ontology annotation, cellular component: membrane. The record is from RefSeq and is a predicted model, not a curated record. The transcript has 2 exons.